AUGGGCGACUGGUUGCUAGCGGUGCACGCUGGAGCUGGAAAAUAUGGUGACUCCGCCACGGAACCUGCGUACCUCUCGUUGCUUCGAGCAGCGCUUGAGAGUGCGCACGAUCGCAUUCUUGCAGACGCCCGAAGGCCGCCUUCUGCCGCGCAAAUAGCUGUCCAUUUGCUGCGCGCGUUCGAGCACAGCAGCUUCACAAACGCCGGACGUGGUGCGAAUUUGACGGAACACGGGCAAGUCGAGUGCGAAGCGAGUGUUGUGUGUGGUCGAACGGGAUCGGUCGCGUGUUGCGGAGCCGUGCGGGGCGUGCGAGAGCCGAGUGCGCUGGCGCUGAAGUUACUGGAGCAAGCAGAGCGCGCAGGCGACCGCGACGUGAAGAGGAAGUUCGCGUGUGGUCGACAGCCGCCGCUGGUGCUUGUGGGCGAACACACUCGACAAGUGGCUCGCGACUUUGGUCUUGAGACAGCAACGGACGAUGCCGAAGCACUAAAGACGUACCACGUGACGCCAAAGUCUCGAGCACAUUGGGCCAAGUGGCACGAGCGAUUCCAAGCGGCAACGGCGCGCAAAGCUGAAGCAACGACGAAGACGAGAGGCGACAAUGAGGACGUUGAGCACUUGGAUACGGUCGGAUCAGUCUGUAUGGACUCGAUGGGGAACGUAGCAGCGGCAUUGUCAAGUGGUGGGGUGCUGUACAAAGUCCCCGGGCGUCUGGGGCUUGCAGGAUGUCCCCGCAUGGGCUGCGAUGCUGCGAACGCUCGUGGGACACAGACCACAAGUCGCAAGCGAAAGCGAAGAGAGCGUAGGAACGUGGCAAAUGCUUUUGCUGUGGCGUGUACGGGUCGAGGCGAGCAGUUCAUGCAGCAUCGUGUCGUGAGCGGCUUCCGUCGACGAUUGUCCAAGUCGGCGAAUCUCGAGAAAGCGUUGCGAAAGGCGUUUGUUGACUCGAAGAGGUGCGGCGACGCUCGUGAAGGGAUCGAAGGUGGAGUGCUGGCUCUUGUGUCACUGCCGCGUGAGAACGACGACGACACAGCACGUCGAGUCCAACUCGGUGCAGCAUUCACGACGCCCUGUAUGGGUGUGGGCUACUUGCAGUGUCGGGCCAAUGCAAAGCCAGAAGCUCGAGUGCAGCUUUUGCGCCGGCCAGAGGUCUCUGCCCGACACCCUCCUGGGAUUGCAGCCAAGAAGUUUGAUGCUGACGGGUGGUUCCAGACUGGCGAUAUCGUCCAGUACAGCAACGACUACAACAGCUUUCGUAUCCGCGGACGUGCAAGCGCCGACAUCCUCAAGACCGCGGGCUACAAGGUGUCAGCUCUGGACGUCGAGCGCGUGCUGUUGACGCAUCCACAGGUACUCGAGUGCGCUGUUUUCGGCCUGCCUGACGAAACGUGGGGGCAGCUUGUAGCCGCCAUCAUACGCUCGAGAGUCCAUGGUAAGAGUGUUGGUCCAGACGCAUUGUCUCCGCCGCUUGUGGAGUUCCUGAAAGAGCACCUUGCAAGCUACCGCGUGCCGCGCAAGUACUUGUUUGUCGACGAAAUUCCUAAAAAUGCCAUGGGAAAAGUGAACAAGAAAGCGCUGUCUGGGAUGUACUCGGAAACGGCGUAG
Messenger RNA from Hyaloperonospora brassicae, 1605 nucleotides. The record is from the annotation of a GenBank genome assembly. NCBI's taxonomy places the organism in Eukaryota, Oomycota, Peronosporomycetes, Peronosporales, Peronosporaceae.